This is a messenger RNA of Ambispora leptoticha, 327 nucleotides long. The record is from the annotation of a GenBank genome assembly. NCBI's taxonomy places the organism in Eukaryota, Fungi, Glomeromycota, Glomeromycetes, Archaeosporales, Ambisporaceae.
AUGGUAAUUCUAUUGCUGCCAAGCACAAUACCCAAUUAUUAUGGGUCGAUCUCAAUGCAGCGAGGCCCGAAAUGCAACAGUACGACCAGUGCAAGGUUUCGUGAACUUAAUCACACUACAUUCUACAAAGCUACAAAUCCAGAAUACAAGACAGCCACAGAAAGUAAUCAAGCAUUAAUUAACGAUGCUGACGAAGAAGAAACAAGCGCUCCAGUUCUCACUAUAGGAAUAGGAGACACAAUAACUCAAGAAGUCAACUUUCAAAUAACUCAAGAUCAAUCCACAUUGAGUCAAGAGAUAGCGAAAUUUCUCCCAUCAAAAACGUAA